Plasmodium berghei ANKA is the source of this 4191-nucleotide messenger RNA. Its product is annotated as BEACH domain-containing protein, putative. Gene Ontology annotation, molecular function: protein binding. The coding region runs from base 1 to 4191 and encodes 1396 amino acids. The record is from RefSeq and is a predicted model, not a curated record. NCBI's taxonomy places the organism in Eukaryota, Apicomplexa, Aconoidasida, Haemosporida, Plasmodiidae. The transcript has a single exon.
AUGGAGAAAAGUAAAAGUAGGUGUUUUAAUUUACUUUUUUUAGAAGAAGACGAAGAAUAUAUUGAUGAUAUGUUAAUAAUUAUGAAAAGAAUAGAAGGAAAUGAUAAUAUUGAAAGUAAAGGUAGAUUAAGAUUAUGUUCAAGAUCCUUGAUUUUUGAGCCAUAUAAUAAUAAUGAAGAUGUAUUAAAAUUUCCAUUUAAAAAAUUAGAAAAUAUAAAAUUAUAUGAAACACAAAAUGAAAUAAUAAUAAGAGCAUCAGAGAUUGUAAAAAUAAAAACAACUAUACAUGGAAAAAAAACUAGAUGCACAUCUCAAUUUAUUUAUGAUAGAAAAGGCAGAAAAUCGAUGGGUAUUAUGAAUAACUACUAUAAUGAUUAUAUUAAUGAAAUAAAGAAUAUUGAUAACUAUAAUAUAGAUGAGCAUAUAAAUAUAUUUGAAAAAAUUUUAAACAAUUUCGAUAAAGUUGAAAAAAAUGAUUUUAACAAUCCAGUUAUAACUUUACCAAAUAGUCAAGAUAUAAAAUGUGUAACAGAUGAAAUGCAUUUAAAUGAAACUAAUAAAAUUGGAAAUACAUAUAAUGAAGUUUCAGAUAAUAUUUUAUCAAAUAUUUUUCUAUACUCAUUUAGAUGUGAUGGAGUAAAUUUGAUGAAUAAAAAAAUAAAAUUGAUAUACAAUAUUGUUGUAAAAAUAAAAAUCGCAAUUAUUAUACAUGAUAAACAAAUGGAGAUAUUAAUUAAUGAAAAAAAAAAUCGUCACAAAAUUUUAACUGGUAUAGGAAAUGAAAAUGAUGUAAUUGGUAAUUCAGAAAGUUUUCAUGGUCUAAAUGUGAAUAGAACUUGUAAUGAAGAAAUUGAAAGAAAGGAAAUAAAUUUAGAAUUAUAUAUACAAAAUAUAAUAGAUAAAUUAUUUGAAAACACGAAAUUUGAUAUUAGUAGUAUAAGUUUACAUGAAAUUAUUAUUUCAAAUAAAAUUGAAGGGUUUUGGAUUUUUAAAAUUUCGCCUCUUAUUAAAAUGAAAGGGAUAUUAAACAUAACAAAUAAAUAUAUAUAUUUCCAGCCCAAUCCAAAUUUUACAAAUAAAAAAGAAAAAAAAUGGGAAAUUGAAAAAAUAUUACAUGUAUUUAAAAGAAUUAUAACAAUGAAACCAAACUCUUUAGAAAUCAUAUUUAAUCAUUCUAAUAAAAAAUAUAAAUCGUUGUAUGUUGAAUUUAUAAAUUAUAAUGAAAGGGAGAUGAUGUUAAAUGUGUUAAAAAAUAUAAAACCAGAAUGUUUAUUUAUUGAUGAUAAUCCCAAAUUUUUAAAUCUUGUUAUGGAUAAAUGGGCAAACGGAUUAAUUACAAAUUAUGAAUAUAUCGAUUUUUUAAAUUGUAUAUCUGGUAGAAGUCGAAAAGAUUUUUCGCAAUAUCCAGUUUUUCCAUGGAUUAUAUCAGAUUAUUCGAGUAAAGAAAUAAAUUUAAAUAAUGAAAAUGUUUAUAGAGAUUUAACAAAACCAGUUGGUUGUUUAAAUAAAAAUCGAUUAAAUUCAUUAAUUGAAAAAAUGCAUGAUCAUGAAUAUUUUUUUGGAUCUCAUUAUUCUACUUUAGCAUAUGUUGUAUAUUUUUUGAUAAGAAUAUAUCCAGAAUGUCAAUUAAAAUUACAAAGUGGAAAAUUUGAUACCAUUUCAAGAAUGUUUGUAUCCAUAGAGACUACAUUUAACACAGCAUUAAAUGCAAAUUCAUCUUUUAUUGAAUUAAUACCAGAAUUAUAUGAAAAUAAUGAUAAUUUUUUAAAAAAUUAUUUAAAUAUUCAAACAAAUGAAAAUAAUUUAGAAGAUGUUAUAUUGCCUAAUUGGUGUAAAAAUGCAAAUGAAUUUUUAAUAAUUAUGAAAAAUGCAAUGGAAAGUAAUUAUGUUAAUAAAAAUUUGCAUGAAUGGAUUAAUUUAAUAUUUGGAUAUAAACAAAAAGGACAAGCUGCUAGGGAUAAUAUAAAUUUAUUUCACCCCUUAACAUAUAUGCAUACAAUUUUAUAUGACAAACUGUCUAUGAGUCAUAAAGAUGUAAGUUAUAAUAAUUCAAGUGGGUAUGAAAAAUUCAAAUAUAAUGUAACUGGAUUACCAAAACAGUUAUUAACAUUACAAUAUCAAACAGAACCAUAUGAUCCUGAUAAUAAAACUGAAAAAAAAUUUAAACAUCAAAUAAAAUCUUUAAUUACUUCAAUGUCAUCUAAAGCGUUAAGAACACAAUUACAUGAAUUUGGUCAAUGCCCUUAUCAAUUAUUUAAAGAAAGUCAUAUACAAAAAAAAUCAAACAUAUCAUUCGACUUAAAUAAAAAUAUAAAUAAUUUUCCAUGGUAUUAUUCCCCAGUUAUUAUAGAACUUUUAGAGGACAUUUAUUAUCAAAAAAAAAAAAAUAUAUCAUCAAAAUGUGAUAGUAUAAAUAAUUCAAAUCAAGAAUAUAAUGUUGAAAAUAGCGAAAUGUAUAAUUCUAAUAAUGAAGAAAAUUCAGAUAAAAAUGAUAAUAAUAAUAUUUUGGAUAAAAAUUGUGAUGGAAUUACAAUAAUUGAUGAAUUUUCUAUUAAUAAUAAAUUUGGUGAAAAAAAAAAUAAUAAUAAUUAUUCAAAUUAUUUUAAAACCUAUUUAUGGAAAUUAGAAAAAGUAUAUAAUAUUCCAUGUAAUAUAAAAGGUGUAUGUUCUAAUAAUAAUAAUAAUAAUAUUUGUUUUAUUUGUGAUAAUGGAUUUGUUAAAAUUAUUGAUUUUUAUGAUUUAUUAAAUGUUAAAAAUAAAAAUUUAAUUUCUUUAAAAUUAUGUAAUGAAACUUUUUCGUGCAUAACUAAUAUAAAUACAAAUUUUAUUUUGGGAACAAUUAAUGGAAAUAUAAUUUUUAUGAACCCUCAAAAUGUUAUAAAAAAAGUAGAUAGUAAUAAUAGAUAUAAUAUUAUGAAGAAUCAAACUAAAAUUUCAAACAAAAAUGUAAAUUCCGAUUUAAUAAAUUUGUCUAAAAAUGAAGAAUCUGAUAGUUAUGAUACAGAUUCAAUUUGUUCAUCGUUUGAUUCUGUUUUUGAUUAUAAAUAUUGUACAGAUAGAAAUGAAGAUAAUAAAAACAAUAUUAUAAAAAUUGGAAAUAAUGAAAAUAUUUAUAAUAAAUUAAUUAAAAAAAAAAUUCAUAAUGAUACUAUUACUUGUAUGAAUUACAAUAAUAGUUAUUUGGCAACGGGAUCAAAUGAUGAAACUAUACAAUUAAUAGAUGUAGAAAAUAAUUUUGAAAUAAUACAAACUUACGAUAAUUUUAAUAAUCCAAUAAAAUAUAUAGAAUUAAAAAAUAAAUUAUUAUUUACAAGAUCUGAUGAAAUAAAAUUAUUUGACAUAAGAAUGCCUCCUAAAAACAUUCUUAACAACUCUAAUAAUUUUUUAAAUAAUUUUACAAAUACAAUUAGUUAUAAUAAAAAAAAUUAUAUAAAUAAUAUAAUAAAUGAAAUACGCUUUGGAAAUACUUGUUCUAUUCCCCUUUCCAACAAUUCUUUUCAUGAUUAUAACAAAUAUACCCCCCCUAUAAAUUCGUUUGGAAAUGAAAUAAAAAAGGGAUAUAAUAAUAAAAACUAUAAUGUUAAUAUAAAAAAAAAAGUGAAGAAUUUGAUAUUUGAUAAUCGUCAUAUUAAUGAAGAAAAUGAAUUAGAUUACAUAAAUAGAACUUAUACACAUUAUCAGCAUUUAUUUGAAAAAAAAAUAAAAAAAUAUAUGAAUUCGGUAUUUUUAAAUAGAUCAUGUAAUAUUGUAUAUUCCUCUUUAAUUAAUGAUAAUAAUAUUUUAUUUCUUGAUGAAAAUAAGAGUUUAUAUUUUUAUGAUAUAAGAGCAGAGAAAUGGAUAAAUAAAUUUUCAAACGCAAUAAAUAAUAAUUCUAAACAAAUUUUUAAUGAUAAAAUAGUUGCAGCAUUAUCAUAUAAAAAUCAUUUAUGUACAGUUAAUUCCAUGGGAAAAAUUUUGUUUGAGCCAAUAAGGUUUUCUAUAAAUUUUUUAGAUAAUGAUGUAAUAUCUAAAUUAAAUGUUUUAAAUAAUACUUGUUCAAUUUCUAAUCCAACUUAUAUAAAUUUUUUAAAUCUUGAUUUAAACUCUCAUGGGGAUUUAGAAAAUACAAAUGUACUAGAUGAUCAAUCUGUUUGUAACCACAUCAUGUUUACUAACUUAAAUGGAGACAUUGAAAUUCAUAAAAAAUGUUAG